AACAUGGCGGCCUCUCUUGCAAGGUUGGCAGGGCUAAGAGGACUACAUUCGGCAACAUGUCUUUUGAGGAACACCGGAAUGACAACUGCAAAGUCUACAAGGACGAAGGGAGUAGGCAUAAACGUUUUUAAGAGAACAAUUAGGACAUCGAUCCCUCUUCAAGGUGUACCUACAACUCAAAUACUCAUGCCAGCACUGUCACCCACCAUGGAGGAAGGAACCAUCAUUCAAUGGAUGAAGAAUGAAGGUGAUCCUAUCUCUCCAGGAGAUGUUCUCUGCGAGAUAGAAACUGACAAAGCCACUAUUGCCAUGGACAGUGAUGAGGAAGGUAUCCUGGCAAAGAUUAUUGUUCCAGCUGGAAGCAAGAAUGUCAAAAUAAACCAACUGAUUGCAGUGAUGGUGGAGGAAGGUGUGGAUUAUACACAGGCUGAGGUGCCACCGGAAACAGAAAUUCCCAGAAAAGCAGAAGAUGCUGCCCCAGUUGAAGGAACCCCUACUGUUCAUGUUGAUACUGAAGUGCUGAUGUCACCAGCUGUUAGACUGCUUCUCGAAAAAUAUCACCUGAAUCCCAGGCUCAUCCAAGCAACAGGUCCAAAAGGCAGACUUCUAAAGGGUGAUGUGCUCAGAUAUGUGGCACAAGGAGGGCAGCCAUUCAAAAAGCCAGGCGAGGAAGCUACUGCUGUUCAGAAGUCACCUCCAAAACUGGCUCCUACACCUGAGACACCAUUGACAGUUUCAAAGCCCCAGCCAGUCUCAUCAGAGCCUCCUCCCCUUCCAAAAGCUGGUCAGCAGUUCACAGACUUACCCAACACUAACAUGCGCCGUACCAUUGCCAAGAGACUAACAGAGUCUAAAGCUUCUGUUCCACAUACCUAUGCCUCAACAGACUGUGUCAUGGACGAUCUUCUGAAGUUAAGGAAUAGUCUCGAAAUAAAAGUUUCGGUGAAUGAUUUUAUUAUCAAAGCAGCGGGCUUGGCGUUAAGGCAGGUCGCAGAGAUGAAUGCUGUUUGGAACGGUGAAGAAGCUAAACUUGUUAAAGAUGUGGACAUCUCUGUCGCUGUAGCAACUGAUGCUGGGCUUAUAACACCUAUUGUCAAAACAGCAGACGCCCUAAAAAUUGCGGAGAUCUCAACUGUUCUCAAGGACCUCGCCAAUCGCGCUAGGGAAGGUAAGUUACAGCUGCACGAGUUCCAAGGUGGUUCGUUCACCAUUUCCAACCUCGGAAUGUUCGGAAUCACCGAGUUCUCUGCGGUGAUUAAUCCACCUCAAGCUUGUAUCAUGGCUGUCGGUGGAACCCGCCCUGUUUUAACAGCCGACGACAAAGUACAGAGCGUUAUGACGGUCACAUUGUCUUGUGAUCGGCGAAUUAUUGAUGAUGAAUUAGCUGCAAGGUGGUUAGAGACAUUCAAACUCAACAUUGAAAAUCCCUCUAGGUUAUUGCUUUAACACAUAGCCAAACAACGGGACCUCAUUGCAGAGCACACCCUCAGGACUGUAAAAAGUGUCCCUGACAAGAGGAAACUGGUGCAGAAUAUUAUGAACACCAGACAGUGGAACCCUAAUGCAGUGAACACCCUCAAUAUAGUACAAAAUGUUCCUUGAAUAUAGGUAUCUGGUACAAAAUUUUUAGGAAGUAAAGUGAAAAUUGGUGUUGAAUGUGCAGUAUUGUGAAAUACAAGAAACUUUAUCAGUGAAAGUGUGACAUUUAAGAAAACAAAAAUGAAAAAGGUUGGAAUUACUUAUGUAAAUAUAUUCGGAAAUAUUAUAUUACUGUAAAAUUAUA
Molecule: messenger RNA, 1783 nt
Organism: Stylophora pistillata
Lineage: Eukaryota; Metazoa; Cnidaria; Anthozoa; Scleractinia; Pocilloporidae
Product: pyruvate dehydrogenase protein X component
Biological process (GO): pyruvate decarboxylation to acetyl-CoA
Cellular component (GO): mitochondrion; pyruvate dehydrogenase complex
Molecular function (GO): acyltransferase activity
Source: RefSeq, a predicted model, not a curated record